GAUCGGAGACGGGGCGACCCUGCAAGUCCAGGCGCCCAAGAAGAGGAUAUUUAUCUCCGUGCCGCCGCACAUCAAAGACAAGGCCGUGGUAUGGUAUCCCGGCGCCACUGUCGCUCAGAUCGAACGCUCCAUCGCCCGAGCCGCCGGCCUGCCGGACAACGCGGCGAUUGAGCUGAGGGAUGGGGAUGAUGUGGUCGUUCUGUCGCCGACAAUACCCAACGAUAUCCACCUGUGGGUGGUGAACACCGUGCUGCGCCCUAGCCCUGCUGCCGCUCCGCGCGAGCGGCCUCAAGCCACUGGAAGCCGCGUGCUGAAUUCGAGCCGCGGUCAGAUGAGCUCCGUGUCUUCCGUGGCAUCCACGGAGUCGCGGGCGAAGAUGCAGCAGUCGCCAAGCAACCACUCCAUGAGUGGGCAGCUUCGCCGAGAUCGGGAGCGACAGCGAGACAAGUCGCCACCAAGGCAGAAGUCACCUCCACGCCCUGCACGCAGCGGAGGGCUCCACGCUUCAGUCGGGGGCAGCACAACGCCGACAGCGCACCAGAGUGCCCCAGAGGAGCACUGUGUGCACAUCCUCGCCGGACACACGGGGUCGGUGCUAUGUCUGUGCGGCGUCGGGGACAUCCUUUUCACUGGGUCCCAGGAUGGUGACAUCAUGAUUUGGGACCUCAACAACCUGCAGUACAUAGGCACCCUGCCUGGGCACAAGGGCUUCGUCAAGUGCCUGUACGCUAGCUAUGCGAAGAAGGUGCUGUGCUCGGGGUCCCAGGAUCGCACCAUCCGCAUUUGGAGCCUCGAGACAUUCUCAACAGUGAAGACGCUGCUGGGCCACACUGGGGGUGUGAAUGCGAUCCUGAUUCUGGAGGGGGCAGACGUUCUCGUUUCUGGUUCGGAAGAUCGAUCCAUCCGGGUGUGGGACCUGGCGACCUUUGAG
Molecule: messenger RNA, 931 nt
Organism: Symbiodinium necroappetens
Lineage: Eukaryota; Dinophyceae; Suessiales; Symbiodiniaceae
Source: the annotation of a GenBank genome assembly